ACCAGGAUGCAUGAGAUCAGCCUUGGCGAAAUUGUCUUAGACUGAGUUGUAUGUGACAGUAAAACGCUUCAGAGAACCAAAGCAUGAAAGACGUCCCUGGAGGAUAUGGUUUUUAGAUACUUCCAAGCAAGCCAUAGGGAUGUUGUUCAUCCACUUUGCAAAUGUCUAUUUAUCAGACCUUACAGAAGAAGACCCUUGUUCACUGUACCUUAUCAACUUCUUGUUAGAUGCCACAUUAGGAAUGCUGUUAAUCUACAUUGGGAUACGUGCCGUCAGCAGCAUUGUGGAGUGGCAGCAGUGGGAGUCCCUUCGCUUUGGUGAAUAUGGGGACCCAGUGCAGUGCAGUGCUUGGAUGGGCCAGUGUGCUCUCUACAUAAUGAUUAUGACAUUCGAGAAAACCAUCAUCAUUAUAGUGCUGCUUAUACCUCAGUGGAAAGAGGUAGCUUUAUUGAAUCCCAUAGAGAACCCCCAGUUGGAGCUGGCUAUUGUCAUGCUGAUAGUUCCCUUCUUUGUUAAUGCAUUAAUGUUCUGGGUAGUAGAUAAUUUUCUUAUGAAGAAAGGGAAGACAAAAGCUAAACUUGAAGAAAAGGAAGCAGGACAAGAUUCAAGAAAUGGAAGUAAAGUCCGAUACAGGAGAGCAGCAUCACAUGAGGAGUCAGAGUCAGAAAUCCUUAUUUCAGCAGAUGAUGAGAUGGAGGAAUCAGACGCUGAAGAGGACCUGCGUAGACUGACCAACUUAAAGCCCAUUAAGAAGAAAAAGCAUCGUUUUGGUCUGCCUGUAUGACACGUUCCCCGACCUGUGUAUGUGCAGGUUUCGUGGCAAAAACUUCAGUCAGUGGGUUUUAAUGUUGCAAUUGCAUCUCCCUUUUCAUACAAAGGCAAAGUCUGCCAACAGAAGGCGGUCGGCUGGAAGAUUUCCAGUCCAGUUGCACUACAGACACACUGACCAAUUAUGCAAGAAUGUCUUUUCAUCACGUGUGAAAAACACAGCGUUGUUGAGGACCAGGUGCUGGGGGGAUUUGUAUCUGAUAUUUCAGAGAAGAUCAUAGAAAACAGAUACAGUUUAAGAUGUUCUCCAAAAGGCAUCAGAAUCAACUAAGUUAAAGGAGUGUGUUUUAUUACUAAAACUGGCUUUUGCAGCAUAAUUCCUAGAGCAGAAUAGUUUAUGGUUACAAGCUGUAACUUAACAUUAUUUUUUUAAGUACAAAUGUUUACUUGCUACCGGGUACCUAUGGAACUAAUAGGUGGAACAAAGAUUUUUUUCCAAGGCUCCUCAAAUCUAUUUGACUAUUUUAUAUUUAAGUUAUAUUUUCAUACAGUUGUAUUUAAAGAUUCUCUUUGUCGGAGAAAAGGGUGUGGUUCCCUUUUUUGUGCAGAACAGGUCAAAAGAUUUGUAGUGAAAAUCUUAUUUAUCCUUGUGUCCUGGUUUAAGACAAAGGGAUUGCAAAGGGAAAAGCUCUCUGUCACUGCUGAAGUCACCAAAUAUCACUAAAAAUGCAGUCCUAAAUGUGCUUUUGACCACAUAAUUUGAAAAUACCUUUUUUUUUUUUUUAAUAGGAGGUGGUGUUUGCAUAUUUGACAAACGUGCACUUUAGUGUAUAACAAAAAUCUGUUGUGAUAGGUUAUUUGUGAAAUUAAUAACUAUGGAUGACACUAAUUAUUUCUGUUUGUGCAAGUCUCUUGUGCAUACCUCUCAAAUGACCCAAAAGAGAUGGAACAUUUCUUGUACUUUUCCCUGCAGUGCUGGACCGUGAUCUGACUGAAACAGUUCUGCUACAGUAUUGCAAAUAAUUCUGUCCCAUGGUUUUUGUUGAGAAAACAAUCUUCUACUUAAUACGCUUAAAAAAAAUAUCUCCUGCUUAAUUUCCAUAAAGUUUGAUUAUUCUUUAGUAGUGAGUAAAAAAAAAAAACCUCGAGAGGUAUAAUACAGUUGUUACUACAGAAUUUUUGUCAUUUUCAGUGUGUGUCUUUUGAUAAUACGUGCUUAUCUGAAACCUAGCAGACAUGUCUUCAGUGACAUCCUUUUGCUUUGAAUAUUUUCUUAAAUGAUUGUUUCUGACAGCUUUCCUUGUGUAGUUAAACCUUGUGCAGGACAAGGCAAUGUGUCAAAAAGGUGACAACAGACCUUAAUUGCAAAUCUGUUGUAGUAUCUGGACAUCGGAAAUGUUCCAAGCCUUAAACUAAACAGUUUCAUUGGAAAACUGCUCAGAACUUUUUAAGAUUUUUUUACAUUUUUUAUAGAUUUACUAGGUCUUAAUGUGAUUUGUUAUCCAGACCACUUAAAUGGGGUUCUUGGGCCUUAGUAAAUACUGAACUGUGCGCUCCUGUACUUAUUUUCACUAUUCCAGCAUUCCUUUUCACUGCAUGGCUGCCGAGGUGGACACAAUGUUCCCAGACUUCAGGUACACCUCAGCCUGUCCAGCUGGCCAGAAGGGACAUUUUACCAAACGUUUGUGAGUUUAGUUGAGCCACUGACCUCUGUUACUGUGCACUGAAAUGUAAUAACUGCAAUAAGUUUAAGUACUAGUGUUUCUUAGAAUCAUAGAAUGGUUUGGGUUGGAAGGGACCUUAAAGACCAUCUGGUUCCAACCCCCCUGCCCUGGGCAGGGACACCUCCCACUAGACCCAGUUGCUCUUUUAGACUAAAUCUAGAAACAAAUGACAGUGGAAGGUUGAGUUAUUCUGAAAUGGGGGGGUGGGGGUAUGGGGAAAUAUCCCUAAUCAGUGUUGCCUCUGUUCUGGGUUUUUUGGGUUUUUUCAUUGAUUGUGUGACUUCUCUUGACUAUUUGCCACUGGGUGGGCGCAUAUCUCCAAAAGCACAGUACUUCAAGGAAUUCAUUUUCAUGAACAGAAUAGUCUCAUACAGCUCACUUUUCCAAAGGGAUUUAAGAGCUAGGACUGGCUCUUGUCACAGAUGUCAGCAUUUAUUUUUUUAGCAUAGGAUUUGUUCUAUUUCAGAUAGUGAAAUAAAGCUAUUCAACACGUGCUUCAUGCCACUGCACAGCCACCGCUGUCCUCGUCAUCCGUCAGAGAUAACUGAGCAGCGCACACAAAUUUAACUGUACGAGCUUUCAUUUUAUCUUCCUUUUCCCUCUUCUUCUCCGGUAACUGAAAUUAUCAGAAUUAUUUCUAGUUCCAGUCUCAUGUUUAAUCUGUGAAGUGUCAGUAUAAAACUAUGGCCUUAAUCAUGUAAAAAUAUUUGUUUUGAGCAGACCUCAAAGUUAUUGACCAAGUACAAAACAGUGUAAAGCACUAUGGAGCAGUUUCUUGAAGAUGGUUAUAGCAAAGGUAUACGAAUUCCCAAUUUUUCAUGUCAUAAAGUGCUUAAAUGUCACUUGUUUUGAGAUUUUGGUAUGCCCAGUGAGAUGAUGUAGUAAAGCACUAUGAGCCAAAGAGACAGAAGUAUUAUAAAUACCACAGUAGUAACAGGAGGAGCAUAUCUUUGGGGGGUGGGAGGGAGAGAAACAACUCUAACCUUCUCUACUAAGAUAAAAAUUUUAUUUGCAACCUUAGCCAAUAACAAAAAUGGGGUUUUUUUUCUAGUCAGUCUUUUUUUAUCAUGUGAAAGAGAUGGAAAAUGUGAAAUUGGCAGUUUUCUUCUUUGCAAGAUAAAAAUUGGAAUUCUUGCAGAAGGUACAGGUGGGAUGGGUGCUCUUGGCUGAAGAACUUGUAUGUGUGAGAAGGAAGUAUGUGCCUAGUGCUUCACUAUGUCUUACUGUUCGUUGAAAUGUAUUGGCAGCACAGUCCAAAAUAAAUUUUUCGUAAAGAGUUGAUCCAGUAAUAAUGUUACAAGAUGACAACAUUUGCAUUAUCCUCAAAUUGGCGCUCGAAAUUUAUGCCUGGUAAAUGGACUUUGGGACAACUCACAGCAAAGGUUUAAUUCGGGCUGUGCUUAAAAAAAUGUGAGUCUGUUUAAUGAAAAUAAGCUACGUAGUAUAUGCCAAAGUAAGAAAAAGGGAUUGUAACUUAGAGAAGAGACAGAGAAGUAUUAGUGGAGAUCAAAUUUACCACGAAUGGUCAACCUAAAUGUAUUAACUGUUCCUAGUAUCUGACCUGUGACACAUCUGCGUAAACUUAAAACACUGGUGUUGUCUAAUACGUGGUUUUCAAGUUCUGGCUUUAAUACGUUCAGGUCCCCUUGUCUUACUUUGAGUAGGUAAAUGCUGUAUGUUCUUGUUGCUAACUAAAAUGUACUAUAGCUUUUCUUCAGGGAAAACUCAGAAAUUGAGUUGCAAAUUAAAGCAAUGCAAAGUGAUCCCCUCCGGCAGGUGUCUGCUCCGAUGCUGGGGAGGGAGAUGUGGGCUCUCGCGCUCUGCGGGGGGCCGAGCAUCACUCGAAAUUUCUGCCACUGUGCUUGACUAACCCAUGUUUGCAACUUUGCUGUGCUUUUUACAGGGGAAACCAGUAACGAAAGCGAGUAAGUUCAGCCGCGUCAAGUCAGAGUAGAUCUACAGCAUAGGCGUGCAAACUUUUUUUAGGUAAAGUUUCCAGUUCAAUUACUGAAAAUGACUACUAUGGUUUUACAAAGUAAAACUGCAGUAUCUUUAAAAAAGGGACUCUUUUGUAGGUGUUUUUGUCUUGCGUGGGUAUCUGUCUCAAACUGAAUGUUGGGUUUGUUUGUGAGUAAAUUCAGAGUAUAGCCUAUGUGAGCGAAACCAACAGCUGUAUUCUGCUGCCCUCUGUUUGGACCAUAUUGUUUAAUCAGUGGUGUUACCUUUAACUUUUAAGGGUAUCUGAUGUAAUUACAUUGUAUAAUGGUUUACAAUAAAGUUUGACUUAUUACAGA
Molecule: messenger RNA, 4786 nt
Organism: Calidris pugnax (ruff)
Lineage: Eukaryota; Metazoa; Chordata; Aves; Charadriiformes; Scolopacidae
Product: store-operated calcium entry regulator STIMATE
Exons: 8
Coding region: 140-784 (214 amino acids)
Biological process (GO): activation of store-operated calcium channel activity
Cellular component (GO): cortical endoplasmic reticulum; membrane
Molecular function (GO): calcium channel regulator activity
Source: RefSeq, a predicted model, not a curated record